CCAGCCACGAGUAGAGAUAACAGAAUCUGUGGCUUGAGACAGUCAAGGGUCUCUCUGUUCCUUUGCGGUAAGCUCAUUGCGGCGACGGCGACGGUGAGAAGCUCUCGAUGGCCGGCAAUGUCGACGGUGGAGAAGUCCGAAACAAACAGGUGUUACUCAAGGACUUCGUCUCUGGCUUUCCCAACGAGUCCGACAUGCCCUUCUCUACUUCCUCUGUCAGUUUGAAGCUUCCGGAAGGUUCCAAUGACGUUUUAGUGAAGAAUCUCUAUCUUUCUUGUGAUCCCUACAUGCGAAACCGUAUGUCCAAACCAUUACGUCCUUCAUAUGUCGAUUCCUUCCAGCCUGGUUCGCCAAUAAUCGGAUUAGGGGUUUCAAAAGUCAUUGAUUCUGGGAAUCAAAACUUCAGAGAAGGUGAUCUAGUCUGGGGAAUGACUGGUUGGGAAGAAUAUAGUGUGAUCAGUUCGACAGAGUCUCUGUUUAAGAUACAACACACAGAUCUGCCUCUGUCCUAUUAUACUGGAAUACUUGGUAUGCCUGGUCUGACUGCUUAUGUGGGAUUUUAUGAGAUUUGUGCCCCUAAGAAAGGGGAGACUGUCUUUGUAUCAGCUGCAUCUGGAGCUGUAGGUCAGCUUGUUGGGCAAUUUGCUAAGUUGAUGGGUUGCUAUGUUGUUGGAAGUGCGGGAAGCAAAGAAAAGGUUGACCUGCUCAAGAGUAAGUUUGGUUUUGAUGAGGCUUUCAACUACAAAGAAGAAGCUGACCUAGAUGCUUCUUUAAAAAGGUAUUUUCCAGAGGGUAUCGAUAUAUACUUUGAGAACGUAGGAGGGAACAUGCUGGAUGCAGCGUUACUCAACAUGAGGGUCCAUGGCAGAAUCGCUAUGUGUGGACUGAUUUCACAGUACAACCUUGAUAAGCAUGAAGGUGUGCACAAUCUGUUCAAUCUCGUGAGCAAACGGAUUCGCAUGGAAGGUUUCCUGGUUCAUGAUCAUUACCAUCUCUACCCCAAGUUCAUAGAGAUGGUGAUUCCACAGAUCAAACAAGGUAAGAUUGUUUAUGUGGAGGACAUUGCUCAAGGCCUUGAGAGUGGCCCUUCAGCCCUCGUUGGCCUCUUCUCUGGCCGUAAUGUUGGCAAACAACUUAUAGCAGUUGCUCCACAAUGAGUCUGCAUCCUUUGAAUCAAAUAAUUCACUGUACGUAAUGUUUUAAGAAAGAUAUAUGGAGAAAAUAAUUACGAUGUGUGAUUCUGUGAAAAUAGUGCUAUAAUAAGGAAAUAGUCCAUAAUAAUUUGUAACAAGUCAGACAAGCAUGUGAGUGGGAACCUGCUUUGUUAUCUUGCUUCUAAAGUGAGGCAGAGGUUUGGCUUGGUAUUUGCAAUGUGUUUUAAAACGACAAGAUUUGGUUUAUUAUGAUUGAUUUAAGAUUUUGGUUAACAAUGUUUCUAAAGAUUUUGUUGUUAAUAAAGCAUAAAGAUAUUGAUAUUG
Neltuma alba is the source of this 1478-nucleotide messenger RNA. Its product is annotated as 2-alkenal reductase (NADP(+)-dependent)-like. The record is from RefSeq and is a predicted model, not a curated record. Bases 108 to 1157 code for a protein of 349 amino acids. The transcript is spliced from 5 exons. Gene Ontology annotation, molecular function: 2-alkenal reductase [NAD(P)H] activity. NCBI's taxonomy places the organism in Eukaryota, Viridiplantae, Streptophyta, Magnoliopsida, Fabales, Fabaceae. Gene Ontology annotation, biological process: response to oxidative stress.